This is a messenger RNA of Vicia faba (fava bean), 1089 nucleotides long. NCBI's taxonomy places the organism in Eukaryota, Viridiplantae, Streptophyta, Magnoliopsida, Fabales, Fabaceae. The record is from the annotation of a GenBank genome assembly.
AUGUCUCCUUUUAUCUCAAAGAUGAUUGCUACUGUUCUCCGUCGGUUGAGGGAUCCCGACUCGGUUGUACGAUCCACUUGCGUCGACGCUGUUGCUGAGAUGUCGUCGCGCAUCACUCGUCCUUCGUUCACCGUUGCGUUCCUGAGGCCGUUUAUGGACGCGUUAACGCUGGAGCAGGACGUGAAUGUGCAGAUCGGCACUUCGCUGUGCCUUGCGGCGGCUAUUGAUGCAGCGCCGGUGCCGGACGUUGAGUCGCUCCGGAGGAUUACGCUUCCGAGGCUAGGGAAGCUUCUGAAGACUGACUCGUGUAAGGCGAUAGCGGAAGCGAGUAAAGAGUGGGGAAUGUUUCAAAUUUUGAACCAUGAGAUUCCAAAUGAUGUUAUAAGAAAGUUGCAAAGUGUUGGUAAAGAGUUCUUUGAGUUACCACAAGAGGAAAAAGAGGUUAUUGCUAAACCUGUUGGAUCGAAUUCGAUUGAAGGGUAUGGGACUAGUCUUCAGAAAGAGGUGAAUGGGAAGAAAGGUUGGGUGGAUCAUUUGUUUCAUAUCAUUUGGCCACAUUCUUCUGUUAAUUAUCGUCUUUGGCCUAACAAACCUGCUUCUUACAGCAUACUUAUUGGCAAAAAUGACGAGUUCCUAAAGAAAGGAAGCGAACCAGUUCUUGUAAUAGAAUCCAAGGGUCAUGCUCUCCAUGCUUUUGUGAAUCAGAAAUAUCAAGGCACUGCAUAUGGAAAUGGUUCACACUCACCAUUCACUUUCAAGAAUCCCAUCUCUCUCAAGGCAGGGAAGAAUGAAAUUGCGUUAUUGAGUUUGACAGUUGGCUUGCAGACAGCUGGACCAUUUUACGAGUUCGUAGGGGCGGGAGUAACAACUGUAAAGAUUAAUGGACUUAACAACAAGACGAUAGACUUGUCGUCUAAUGCGUGGACUUACAAGAUUGGAGUACAAGGAGAACAUCAAAGGUUACACCUGGUAGAUGGGUUGAAUAAUACGAAAUGGACAUCUACUUCAGAAGCACCAAAAGGCCAGGCACUGACAUGGUACAAGGCUACUGUGGAUGCCCCACCUGGGGAUGAACCAGUUGGGUUUUAA